CAAGGUUGGAAAGGAACAUCAAGUGCUGGCUACAACGAGGAGUAUCGUGGCUGAUGUACAAAACAUGGUUCGACUCAGUAGUGGCACCCCUUCAGUAGACUAGCUGGUACAAGAUGAGCUGAAGAGUGUCCCGUUCCUAUCGUGGCAUCAUGAAUGACAAGCUGGUGUUCCUGGGACUCCUCUACUUCGUCCAGGGCAUUCCAUAUGGCCUGCAGUCAUCCCUGCUGCCGGUCUACCUGCGUGGGGCUGGUCAUUCGCUCACGCGCAUCAGUCUGACCAAAGCCCUCUUCUUCCCCUGGGUCCUAAAGGUCCUGUGGGCGCCGCUGGUGGACAGAGCAGGCACCAAGCGCCGAUGGCUGGUCGGCACGGUCACAGGCCUGGCCAUGACGUGCCUGGCCAGUGCCUCUUUGUCGCCGGACGCGCAGUUUCUGGGUGUGGCGGGGGCCCUGCUGGCGAUGAACGUGCUGGCGUCCGUGCAGGACAUCGCUGCAGACGGGGCUGCCGUCCGGCUGCUGAGGGGCCAGGGCGAGCUGGGCCUGGGCAACACCGUGCAGGUGGUGGGCUACAAGGCCGGCUCGGUGUUCGCCGGCGGCGGGCUGCUCGCCGUGAUCGACGUGGCCGGCUGGGGCUGGAUGUUCACGCUGCUGGCCUGUGUGUACGGAGGCGUGGCGCUGUUCGUGUGGGGCGCGCCCAUCCUGGACGGGGAGCUGUCCAAGCCCGCCGGGGAGGGCAGGAGAGCCUCCAAAGACGCCCUGCGGCCCUGGAGAGUGUGGCGGAAGCUGAUGUCUGUGCCAGGGACACCGUGGACUGUUCUCUAUGUCCUCACCUACAAGCUAGGUGAGCAGGGUGCUAUGAGCAUGUUCCCGCUCUUUCUGCUGGACCAUCACAUGACGUCCCGUGAGCUGGGCUUGUGGAACGGCAUCAUCGCCAUGGGCUUCUCCAUCGCCGGCUCCUCCAUCGCCGGCCUGCUGCUCUCACAGCACAGCAUUGGGCUGAUAAUGAGGCGUGUGUUUGUGAUGAGGACGGUGGGCAUGAUCUUCCAGAGCUCCCUGCUGACCAUACUGGAGCCAUCGCCACUCAUGAAAGGCAUGUCGGUGUUGAGUAUGAGCGCGCAGCAUUUCCUGGGGGGCCUAAUCACCACCCUCACCUUCACCGUCAUGAUGCACUGCACUCAGCGCGCCGAGGAGAGCAUCCAGGCCACCCAUUACAGUUUCCUGGCCACGCUGGAGGUGCUGGGGAAGUUGAGCUUCAGUGCGCUGGCGGGAGGCCUGGUGGACUCGGUGGGCUUCGCCAUCGCCUACCUGCUCUUCUUCACGCUGUCCGCCAUCUCGGCCCUCCACGUGUGGAAGGCCACACUCACGGGACCCCUCAAGGAGCCCGUGAACACCACCAGCCACGCCGAGAAGUGAAAAAGACACAACUGGACUCGCUUGGUGCCCAUACCGUGUGUGUGUGUGUGUGUGUGUGUGUGUGUCUGUGUGUGCUUGGUUUCAUGUGUGUGUGUGUUCAUCUGUGUGUCACUGUGUGUGUGUGUGUGUGUGUGUGUGUGUGUGUGUGCCAUGGGGGUGUAUGUGGUUGGUUGUAUGUGCUUUGUGUGUUUGAAGGGGCUUGUGAUUCAAAACAAAAACAGCCAGCACAGCCUUCUGAAAACACAGCAUUCCGCAAUUGCAGUUAACCAGCAUUUAGCCACAGAAGCAACUCAGGAAGUACGUUUCUGAGAAAAUGGAAAAAAGAACCAAAAUCAAUCAGUCGAUUUGCAUCUGCGCUGUUGGUCGCGACCUGACAAAACUCAAGGCAACGCUCACCUUUGACCUCUUACUACCUCGCAGUAGUGCUUCAUCUCAUAGUUAGAGCAGAUAGGCUGCAUGAGUGGUAGGUUGGCUUGUUUACUAACAUCUAAUGAAAUAUUAAAGCCGUGCAAUAUAACCUAAGGUAACGCUAUCUGUCAAGCGGACCGUGAAGGUGCUAGGAGACUCGUAGAGUUUGCUCUCAAGAGCAACGAAGCCCUUCUGCUGUGUAACUACAGGUCUACAAAGCAUGAUGUAUAUUUCAGUAUAUUCAGAUCACUUGUGUCACAGUGGGUAAAUCACUGUUAUCAGAAGGACACACAUUAUCUUCAUAUGACUUAUCUUCAUCAGGCUAGGAUAAAUCACCAGGGGAAACACAACACAUAGUGUAGAUUUCCAUUCUAUUGUUUGAUUUUUUGUAUUAUUUCUAAUACAUUAAACAUUAUUAUUUCUACACACAUUAAAGCACACAUAUACGUGUAGCACAGUGUACAGAUUGUGUACAUGGCGUGAAGUUUGCUUGCUAGGAGCUGUAUUGCUCAUCUAGGACCACUGAAUCACUGAUGCCUCAGGGUAUGGAGUUGUAUAGGCCUGAUGUUUGGUUGCUUUGGGGCCGACAAUGGUAAGGUAAGGCAACUAAGCAAUAAUGCUCCUGCUGAAAGAUAGGUGACUUAUGUAAGUGUGAUUUGUGACAGUGAUACUUGAAGAUGCUUUCUGUUCUCAGUAUACCCCUGAGAACGCCUCAGUAGUCCAUUAGUUAGCAUUAGCCUCUUAGCAUUAGCCUCAUAGCAUUCGGUAAGUGUAAGAUGUUAGAUGUAGUGCCAAGUUUACAUAUCUAUAAAAUAGGUGUCAUUACUGCUUAGAGGAAAUCGACUGUGUAAUGUUUUGUUUUUUUAAUUUAUAUUAUUUUUUUAAUAUAUUUUUUUCAUCUUUUUUAUUUCUCUGACCGUGCCAGUUUGUGCUGUCCAGAUGUCCCAUACAGUAUGUUGUCGGUGAGCCUGGUUGUUUAGAGUGUGCUGUGUGCUGUGUGCUGUGUGCUGUGUGUGAGAGUCUGGAGUACUGACUGUGCACUGUGUUGCACUGGAGCUAUGCAGAUGUCUGAUUAUCCAUCCCGCCUGCCAUGUUUGAGUGUCCAGUCACAUGAUGUAAAAUAGAAUGUACAUGUCUCCCAGGGCUUACGUGUUUAUAUAAGAAGAUCAGGCCACGACACUGAAUCUCCAUGAUUAGGAGCCGUAAAUGAGAUACCACACACACACACACAUACACACAAAUGGCUCAAUGUUAUGCAUCAACCCUCCAGGACUUACAGUCUAUCAGCCAUGAUGGUGAUAAUUUCACUAAUUGCAAUUGACAUAACAAUUGAAACACUCUUAUGUUAAUUCUGGUCAUGACAAAGAAUGUCUUCACCUGGGGUGAACUAGAAUCAAGAAUGAACUGUGCCCUUUUUGUUUUAGCUGUGCAGUACUGUCAUUUUGUCGUUCUUGUGUCUUUUCUUCAAUGUCAAGUAUAUGCAUAUUGGAAUUGUGCGAGGUAAUCAUUAGAGCCACUAAUAAAAUUAACCAAUUACUCUAACAGAUCUGGACUUGUUAGACAUCAACAGCGGGAGCUAAUUGUAUCCGUUAUUGAUGAAUUGCAAUAAUUGUAAUCUCCAUUCGUCAUCUAUAUGACAAACUCUUUAUGUAAAGCACACCCUGUCUCUACUCUGUGUGAAGAGGCAUGGCACAAGAAUAAAGCUUCUACAGAUA
Sardina pilchardus (European sardine) is the source of this 3532-nucleotide messenger RNA. RefSeq names its product major facilitator superfamily domain-containing protein 3-like. NCBI's taxonomy places the organism in Eukaryota, Metazoa, Chordata, Actinopteri, Clupeiformes, Clupeidae. The record is from RefSeq and is a predicted model, not a curated record. Bases 150 to 1409 code for a protein of 419 amino acids. Gene Ontology annotation, cellular component: membrane. Gene Ontology annotation, biological process: transmembrane transport. The transcript has 6 exons. Gene Ontology annotation, molecular function: transmembrane transporter activity.